AUGGGUGGUGAUUUUCAGCAGUUAUUGAAACCUAUCAAUCACUGCUGGGAAGUGAUCGAUAAGGACACAGACGAAGCUGUGAAAUCGGAUGGUUUCGUCAGAAUCCAGAAAUCAGUGCUAGAAGAAUUGGUCGAGAGAGAAUCGUUGAAUGUCAGAGAAGUGGAAUUAUUCAAAGCUGUUGAUUGCUGGGCUACAAAAGAAUGUGAAAAGCAAGGCCUUGCAGCAGAAGGUUCUGUGAAAAGAAGGAUCCUUGGUGAACGGAUCGUUGAGGCAAUUCGUUUCCCUGUGAUGGAACACCAGGAAUUCGCCGAUGUUGUCCUUGACUGUGAUAUACCAACAAAGAAAGAGUCAUUCGUCUUGGUGAAGUAUUUUAGCUCUAUGCUGAAGGUUCCGAUGGGGUUUUCUGAGGGCAGAAGACGUGGUUCUCUUCAACGAAUAAAAAUGAGCAGGUUUCGAUCAAUAACAAAAAAUAUAGGAUGGCAUUAUUUUGUAGGCGAGAGCAAUUCAAUAGUGGUCUCGGUUGACAAAACGAUUAAAUUGCAUGCAGUGCGUCUAUUUGGAAGUGAAAACAAUGAAUAUUCAGUGACACUUAAGGUAACUGAUUCCAGUGGUGUUGCUCUGGUAACCAAAACAGGCAUGUUUAUGUCUCAACUUGUGCAAAGUGAGAGAGGGGACUAUCAAGGGUUUGAUAUCGCCUUUGAGCCUCCAGUUGCUUUACAAGCGGGGAUCCAGUAUUCUUUGGANUCGUUAAGGCAAUUCGUUUCCCUGUGA
Molecule: messenger RNA, 771 nt
Organism: Orbicella faveolata
Lineage: Eukaryota; Metazoa; Cnidaria; Anthozoa; Scleractinia; Merulinidae
Product: BTB/POZ domain-containing protein 6 pseudogene
Source: RefSeq, a predicted model, not a curated record